Messenger RNA from Anoplophora glabripennis (Asian longhorned beetle), 789 nucleotides. Its product is annotated as protein lethal(2)essential for life. NCBI's taxonomy places the organism in Eukaryota, Metazoa, Arthropoda, Insecta, Coleoptera, Cerambycidae. Bases 110 to 685 code for a protein of 191 amino acids. Gene Ontology annotation, biological process: protein refolding; response to heat. Gene Ontology annotation, molecular function: protein folding chaperone. The transcript is spliced from 3 exons. The record is from RefSeq and is a predicted model, not a curated record.
UUGAAAUUGUGUAUAUAUUCAGGUAAAAGGAGAAGGAAUUUUAGUCUCAGACUAACGAACAUUACAAGCAGUCUCGACUUCAAUCGACCAAAGAAGACACAUUCUUAAGAUGUCCAUGGUACCACUUCUAUUCCGUGACUGGUGGGAUGAAGAUGACUUCACCCGUCCAUCUCGUCUUUUGGACCAACACUUUGGACUUGGAUUGAGGAGAGACGAUCUCCUCAACUCCUUGAGUACAUUACCUAGAAGAUCCCGCGUUAGCAACUACAUCAGACCAUGGAACACUACCACUUCCCUUCAGAGACAGGAUUCUGGGUCCACCAUUACACAGGAUAAGGACAAAUUCCAGGUAAUUUUAGACGUCCAACAAUUCGCUCCCAACGAAAUUACAGUAAAAACCAAUGGUAGCAACAUCGUGGUGGAAGGAAAACACGAAGAGAAACAGGAUGAACACGGUUACAUCUCAAGGCACUUCGUCAGGAGGUACGUCUUACCCGAGAGCCACGAUAUUGGUGGAGUAGUCUCAUCUCUAUCCUCUGAUGGAAUUUUGACUGUCAGCGCGCCAAAGAAGUCCGAGAAGCCACUCAACACUGAACGCGUUGUACCAAUCACCAAGACCGGACCAGCUAAGAACACCGUACAGCCCACUGACCCAGAACCAACUAUCGAACACCCAAAAAACUGAACAAUUAAUUAAAGGCUGAUAUUUAACAAACAUUUCUUGUCGUUUUAUACAAUAAUUUAUUUACAUAUUUAUUGACGUAUUUAAUAAACAUGUCCUGACUUUUA